Messenger RNA from Trichechus manatus latirostris (Florida manatee), 3415 nucleotides. RefSeq names its product NFE2 like bZIP transcription factor 1 (gene NFE2L1). Gene Ontology annotation, biological process: regulation of transcription by RNA polymerase II. Gene Ontology annotation, molecular function: DNA-binding transcription factor activity, RNA polymerase II-specific; RNA polymerase II cis-regulatory region sequence-specific DNA binding. The coding region runs from base 660 to 2978 and encodes 772 amino acids. Lineage: Eukaryota; Metazoa; Chordata; Mammalia; Sirenia; Trichechidae. The transcript has 6 exons. Gene Ontology annotation, cellular component: nucleus. The record is from RefSeq and is a predicted model, not a curated record.
GCUGGCUUCCGAGUGAGGUGGGAGGAGGGCGCGGGGAGGGAAGCCGAGGCAGGGGAGCUCUAGGCCGGCCGGCGGUGGCGGCGGCGAGGCCGGGACUCCGUCUAAGGGGCCUGCAGUGGCGGCAGCGGCGGACGCCGAGCGCAGCAACGGGUUUCUCUGGAAACCCCCCUGGUAAGUGUGGAGGAGGCGGGACACUCUGACCCAAGACAAAAGGCCUGUAGCUCCAGCCAAAGAAAAUAAACCUUAGGAGGGAGAAGGAAAAAAAAAAAAGGUCCAUCAGCUGUUUCUGAGAACAGCCUGCAGUGGAAUCUACAGAGAGGACAGCUAAUGUGAGUGAGGAAGUGACUAUAUGUGGACUGUGGAGACAGUAAGUCACAUGGGCCCUGAGGGCCUGGACUGGGUUAGGAACAGUUGCGCUUUCAGAGGUGAGGUGUCAAGAAGGGAAAAGUGAAUGUGGUCUGGAGUGUGGCCUUGGCUCCACGGGGUGUGCUUUCCUCUGGGCCCAUCAGGGAGCUCAGCCCCUGUGUUCUGCCAGGGUGAGGUGCAGGGUUUGGCACUGAGGAGAGUAAUUUGCUGGCUGGAGCAGCAGAGCAGUGGCCUUGAUUUGUGUUUUGGAAGAUUUAAAAACCAAAAAGCAUAAACAUUCUGGUCCUUCAGCAAUGCUUUCUCUGAAGAAAUACUUAACGGAAGGACUCCUCCAGUUCACCAUUCUGCUGAGUUUGAUUGGGGUGCGGGUGGACGUGGAUACUUACCUGACCUCACAGCUCCCCCCACUCCGGGAGAUCAUCCUGGGGCCCAGUUCUGCCUAUACUCAGACCCAGUUCCACAAUCUGAGGAAUACUUUGGAUGGCUAUGGUAUCCACCCCAAGAGCAUAGACCUGGACAAUUACUUCACUGCGCGGCGGCUCCUCAGUCAGGUGAGGGCCCUGGACAGGUUUCAGGUGCCGACUACUGAGGUAAACGCCUGGCUGGUCCACCGGGACCCGGAGGGUUCUGUCUCUGGCAGCCAGCCCAGUUCAGGCCUCACCCUCGAGAGUUCCAGUGGCCUCCAAGAUGUGACAGGCCCAGACAACGGGGUGCGAGAAAGCGAAACGGAACAGGGAUUCAGUGAAGAUUUGGAGGAUUUGGGGGCUGUAGCCCCUCCAGUCAGUGGAGACUUAACCAAAGAGGACAUAGAUCUGAUUGACAUCCUUUGGCGACAGGAUAUUGAUCUGGGGGCUGGGCGUGAGAUUUUUGACUAUAGUCAUCGCCAGAAGGAGCAGGAUGUGGACAAGGAGCUGCAAGAUGGAGGAGAGCAGGGGGACACCUGGCCUGGAGAGGAUGCAGAGGCUCUGGCACGGAACCUGCUAGUGGAUGGAGAAACUGGGGAGAGCUUCCCUGCACAGGUGCCUGGUGGGGAGGACCAGACAGCCCUGUCCCUGGAAGAGUGCCUUAGGCUGCUGGAGGCCACCUGCCCUUUUGGGGAGAAUGCUGAGUUUCCAGCAGACAUUUCCAGCAUAGCAGAAGCAGUGCCUAGUGAGAGUGAGCCUCCAGCUCUUCAGAACAACCUCCUGUCUCCUCUCCUGACGGGGACAGAGUCGCCAUUUGACUUGGAACAGCAGUGGCAGGAUCUCAUGUCCAUCAUGGAAAUGCAGGCCAUGGAAGUGAACACGUCGACCAGUGAAAUCCUGUACAACACCCCUCCUGGAGACCCACUGAGCACCAACUACAGCCUUGCCCCCAACACUCCCAUCAAUCAGAAUGUCAGCCUGCAUCAGGCAUCUCUGGGAGGCUGCAGCCAGGACUUCUCCCUCUUCAGCCCUGAGGUGGAGAGCCUGCCUGUGGCUGGCAGCUCCACACUGCUCCCCCUGGUCCCCAGCAAUUCCACCAGCCUCAACUCCACCUUUGGCUCCACCAACCUGGCGGGGCUCUUCUUUCCGCCCCAGCUGAAUGGCACCACCAAUGACACAGCAGGCCCAGAGCUGCCUGACCCCCUGGGGGGCCUGCUGGAUGAAGCCAUGCUGGAUGAGAUCAGCCUCAUGGACCUGGCCAUUGAAGAAGGCUUUAACCCUGUGCAGGCCUCCCAGCUCGAAGAGGAGUUUGACUCUGACUCAGGCCUCUCCUUGGAUUCGAGCCAUAGCCCUUCCUCCCUGAGCAGCUCUGAAGGCAGCUCUUCCUCUUCUUCCUCUUCCUCCUCCUCUUCCUCAGCUUCUUCCUCGGCCUCUUCCUCCUUUUCCGAGGAAGGUGCUGUGGGCUACAGCUCUGACUCUGAGACCCUGGAUCUGGAAGAGGCGGAGGGCGCUGUGGGUUACCAGCCUGAGUAUUCCAAGUUCUGCCGCAUGAGCUAUCAGGAUCCGUCUCAGCUCUCCUGCCUGCCCUACUUGGAGCAUGUGGGCCACAACCACACAUACAACAUGGCACCUAGUGCCCUCGACUCUGCUAACCUGCCACCUCCCAGCACCCUCAAGAAAGGUAGCAAGGAGAAGCAGGCAGACUUCUUAGACAAGCAGAUGAGCCGGGAUGAGCAUCGAGCCCGAGCCAUGAAGAUCCCCUUUACCAAUGACAAAAUCAUCAAUCUGCCUGUGGAGGAGUUCAAUGAGCUGCUGUCCAAAUACCAGCUGAGUGAGGCCCAGCUGAGCCUCAUCCGUGACAUCCGGCGCCGGGGCAAGAACAAGAUGGCGGCACAGAACUGCCGCAAGCGUAAGCUGGACACUAUCCUGAACCUGGAGCGAGACGUGGAGGACCUGCAACAGGAUAAAGCCCGGCUGCUACGGGAGAAAGUGGAGUUCCUCCGGUCACUGCGGCAGAUGAAGCAGAAGGUCCAGAGUCUGUACCAGGAGGUGUUUGGGCGGCUGCGUGAUGAGAAUGGGCGACCUUAUUCUCCCAGCCAGUACGCACUCCAGUAUGCUGGGGAUGGCAGUGUCCUCCUCAUUCCCCGCACGCUGGCUGACCAGCAGGCUCGGCGGCAAGAGAGGAAGCCAAAGGACCGGAGGAAGUGAGCCUGGAGAGAAAGGGGUUGACGCUCACCAAGACCGAAACUGAAGGGCUGGGCCUGGACCUGGACCUACAGCGGGGACUUUAAUGCCUUCUUAUCCAAUAUAUCUUCUCAGAUGGGAUGACUGCGGGUCAGUGUACAGAAGAGGCGGGCACAGGCACUGUCUGGCUCAGCUUCCCCUACAGGGGUGGGGUGGAAGUGGCCAGACCAUUUGGGCGGACAGGGUCCUCGCCCUUACCCCUUUCCUUCAACGGAGGGGGCAGUGUUGCCAUUGCUGGAGGUAAAGGAGCUGUACGGAGCAGAGGCCAACAGGGAAAGGAAAGGACUUGGGAAAGGAGGGGAAAGUAGUAGAAGGUGUCAUUUCUGGAAGGAAGGAAGAAAACAAACCCAGAAAAAUCAAAGCGGGAAGAAAACUAAGGGAAGGUUAAGUUUGGCUUUGGC